UUCAUUCUCCCCUGUUGUUUAAUGGUCAGCAUUUCUGAAUUUGAUUAUGUUCUGUCUAACCAGUUUUCGUUGCAGUGAAGCUCCAUAGCAUCUCCCUCACCGGAAUUUAAUUCACAUCUUCAAAACCAGUCAUUAAACAAAGAAAAACAAUUGGACUGAUCCUGAGAGCGGAGAACAAAGAGAUGAGAACUUGGAAAUCCUCUGCAACAAACUUGAUAGUACUUGUGGCUUCGGUGUUCGUGUUUAUGAGCUUUGAAAGUGAAGCAGCUCCAACAUUCACCUCUAAUUUCUGCACAGAUGGAUCCUAUUACCUACCUAAUUCUUCAUAUUCCUCCAAUUUAAAUCUCUUCUUAUCUUCCCUCAUCUCCAACGCUUCUCUCCACCACGGUUUCUACCGCACCACCGUCAACCAGGGUGAGAUCAAGGGCUACUUCCUCUGCCGCCCUGACGUCACCUCUACCCUCUGCAGCGACUGUGUAACCACCGCAGCCAAAGAGAUAAGGAAGCGAUGCACCAAUCAAACCGAGUCCAUAAUCUGGUACGACGAGUGCAUGCUACGCUACACCAACCUCUCCUUCUUGAACAACAUAGUCCCCGGAAUGAACCUUUACAACGAGAAAAACAUCUCUGACUCCGAGCUCCAACAGUUCAACGAUUUGGUGGCAACGACGCUGAAUGAAAUUGCUAAGCAAGCUUCAAACUCUGCCUCGGGUGAUUACAGGUUUGCUACCAAAGAAGCUGCCAUCAGAGGGUCGCAGAAGCUCUACACGAUGGCGCAGUGCGUUCCUGACAUGUCCUCUUAUGACUGCAACAUGUGUUUCCAAAGUGGCAUCGCUUCCAUUCCAACUGGCAAACAAGGCGCACGAUCUCUGCUCCCAAUUUGCAAUCUCAGAUACGAGCUGAACCCAUUUUACAACGAAUCGUGGUCGUCCACUCAACCGGUUCUUCCUCCAUCUUCAAAAGGAGGAAAGAGUAAUGCCACUUUAAUUGUUGCCAUUGUUGCCCCCAUUGGUGUUGUUGCGGCACUUUUCAUUCUCGGCUGCUGCAUCCUUCGUCGGAGGUCAAGAAAGAAGUAUAGUUCAUUUGCCCGGGAUUCAAUUCGGGAGGAUCUUACAGAUGUCGAGUCGUUGCAAUUUGAUUUCGCUACAAUCGAAGCUGCAACUGACUGUUUCUCAGAUGAGAACAAGAUUGGUCAAGGCGGAUUUGGUGUGGUUUAUAAGGGUGUUCUCCCUGAAGGACAGGAGAUAGCAGUGAAGAGGCUUUCAUUGACAUCCUUGCAGGGUGCAGUAGAGUUCAGGAAUGAAGCUACUCUUGUGGCCAAGCUUCAACACAGAAACUUAGUGAGGCUCUUGGGAUAUUGCUUGGAGGGGCGUGAGAAGCUGCUUGUCUAUGAAUACAUACCAAACAAAAGCCUUGAUUACUUUCUAUUCGAUCCUGUAAAGCAAAGAGAGUUAGAUUGGUCAAGACGCUACAAGAUUAUAACUGGCAUCGCCAGAGGAAUUCUUUAUCUACAUGAAGAUUCUCAACUUAGGAUUAUACACCGUGAUCUCAAAGCUAGUAAUGUUCUAUUAGAUGAGAACAUGAACCCAAAGAUUUCAGAUUUUGGUAUGGCAAAAAUUUUCGAGGCAGAUCAAACUCAAGUAAAUACAGGACGGAUAGUUGGGACAUAUGGUUAUAUGUCUCCAGAAUAUGCAAUGCGUGGACAGUUCUCGGUGAAAUCUGAUAUCUUCAGCUUUGGUGUAUUAGUUUUGGAGAUUGUUAGUGGCAAGAAGAACACUGAAUUUUAUCAAACACAUCUUGCUGAUGACCUCUUAAGCUAUGCUUGGAAAAAUUGGACACAGAACACGCCUCUGGAGCUGUUGGAUCCAACACUGAGAGGCUCUUAUUCAAGAAAUGAAGUCAUCAGAUGCAUCCAUAUUGGUUUAUUAUGUGUUCAGGAAAGUCCUUCAGCGCGGCCUUCAAUGGCGAAUAUUUUGCUCAUGCUUAACAGUUAUUCAGUGACCUUAUCAUUACCACGACAACCAGCUUCUUUCCUGCAUGGAAGAAAACCAAACAGGCUACAAGAUGGGCUUGAUUCUGAUCAGUCUACCACCUCUUCAGUUCCUUGGUCUAUCAAUGAAGUAUCCAUCACUCAACUAGUCCCUCGGUAAAGGAUUGAUUUUAUGAGUUCCUCAACCCAAACCAGUUGUAAAUAUUGAUACCUGAAUGAAUUCUGGUUUGUAAAAAUUAUGAAUGAAAUUUUUAGUUACAGCUUGACAAA
Molecule: messenger RNA, 2260 nt
Organism: Arachis duranensis
Lineage: Eukaryota; Viridiplantae; Streptophyta; Magnoliopsida; Fabales; Fabaceae
Product: cysteine-rich receptor-like protein kinase 10
Exons: 7
Coding region: 183-2150 (655 amino acids)
Biological process (GO): protein phosphorylation
Molecular function (GO): ATP binding; protein kinase activity
Source: RefSeq, a predicted model, not a curated record